Molecule: messenger RNA, 1254 nt
Organism: Dicentrarchus labrax (European seabass)
Lineage: Eukaryota; Metazoa; Chordata; Actinopteri; Moronidae
Gene: trh
Product: thyrotropin-releasing hormone
Exons: 3
Coding region: 141-950 (269 amino acids)
Biological process (GO): hormone-mediated signaling pathway
Cellular component (GO): extracellular region
Molecular function (GO): thyrotropin-releasing hormone activity
Source: RefSeq, a predicted model, not a curated record
CUGAGACGGAAAGUUAUCUGCUCAUACCUCUAGACUUGGCCUGUACAGGUCACCAACCGCUGCAAGAGGCUGAGAGCAACUCAACAGAGGCUGAGAAAGAGGAGAAUUUGGAUACUUCCCAGACGACCAACUAAAUUACCAUGAAGUCGACAUGUCUGAUAUUCUUGGCUUCUCUCGUGGUCUGCAACUUGACUGUGUCUGGAGGACAGGGCAUCCCCGCUGAGGAUGAGAGGGACCGAAUGACCAUAGACGACAUCAUACUACAGAGAGCAGAAGGUCUCCUGUUACGGUCCAUUCUCAAAAAGAUGCAGGAUGAAGACGGCAGAAACGGAUCUUCCUCUCAGACAGAAUGGGUGACAAAACGACAGCAUCCCGGUAAAAGAUACAUGGAGGAUUUGGAGAAGCGGCAGCAUCCAGGGAGGAGAGAAGAAGACGAGGAUGAACAGUACUUGGAUGUUCAAAGGAGACAGCAUCCGGGCAAACGCGAAGAUGAAAUGCACUCGUUCAUGGAGCUCCAGAAAAGGCAGCACCCGGGAAAGCGCACCACGAUGGGACACAUUUCUGACAACCCCGUAAUGCUAAUGAGUGAACUUUCAAAACGACAGCACCCGGGCAAGCGCUACCUGGUGCUGCAGAGCAAACGCCAGCACCCAGGUAAGCGCCAUCCCGAGGAUGAGGACGGCGACGGGGACUGGGAGGCAGAUGAGGAUGGAGAUGAAGACCUCCCUGAGUUGGAAAAGCGUCAGCACCCAGGAAAACGGUUUUGGGAUAACUCCAGUCCGGAUUUAGGCACAAACAGUCCGUGUGACGUAUUGGACCCUACGAGUUGCAGCAAGGCCAGCUUGCUGCUCGACUUUUUAGACAACAUUAGCAAGAGUCAUGCCGAGGAGAAGAGACAACACCCGGGUAAAAGGUUUGCGCCCGAGGAGGAUUCAGUGGAAGGAGAGUAGGUUAAAGAAAAAUCUGGUGUGCGUUUACUGCUGUAAUGUAAACAAAUACAUGUGUAAAUUAAGUGACCACAAUGAAUUAUUAAAAAUGAAAAAAUAAUUUUGAUCAUUUAACCUUUUGUGCCACAGUUUUUCUUUGGCAGCCAGUUACUGUAUCAUCAUCGCAAAACAUGUAUCUGCUGUUUGUUUCUUUGGAGAGCUUGUGCGUAAUUGUCCUCCAAACCUGACUAUAUCGCUGUAAAUAAGGUUUGAUAAGAGUGUGUGCCCUAUGUUGAACUUUAUUAAUAAAUAAUUAUUAUAAUUAUCA